Messenger RNA from Physella acuta, 634 nucleotides. RefSeq lists its product as uncharacterized. NCBI's taxonomy places the organism in Eukaryota, Metazoa, Mollusca, Gastropoda, Physidae. The record is from RefSeq and is a predicted model, not a curated record. Gene Ontology annotation, cellular component: myosin II complex. Gene Ontology annotation, molecular function: calcium ion binding.
UAGUUUGGUCAGUGUUUGAUCCGGACAUUUUUUUUUUCUUAGGCUACCUCAGGUGACAGUGAUACAGUAAAAGGGCUGAGAGAAGUGUUCGCCAUGUUUGAUAAGGACGGAGACGGCUCCAUCAGUGAGGCUGAGCUGGGCGCAAUGAUGAGGUCCGUGGGCAGGGACCCCACCAGCCAGGAGAUCAAGGACAUGAUCCAUGAGGUGGACAUCAACGAAAACGGGCUGAUUGAUUUCUGUGAGUUCCAGGCUAUGAUGCAGCGGGAAGACACCGAGAGUGACAAGAAAGCUGAGCUGAUGGAGGCUUUCAAGUUGUUUGACCAGGACGGGGACGGGAAGAUCUCCUUCAAUGAACUCCGUCACUUCAUUGAGCUGCUGGGGGAGAACCUCACAGAGGUCGACUACCUCGUGCUGAUGCGGGCUGCCGACAAGGACAAGGAUGGGUUCAUCAACCUCGAUGAAUUCCUCGUGAUAAUGGACUCCAUGUGAUGUAAGGAGAUCCACCGGAAACGGAACUGGACCCAGGAUUUUUGUGAUUACAAAUCCAAGAUAUUUAUUUUCCAAGAGAUAUUUAUUUUUUUCUAUAAUAAAAUUAAACAAAAAGCUUUAGGAAUAAAGAUACUUUGCAUUUUAA